This is a messenger RNA of Linum tenue, 3436 nucleotides long. The record is from the annotation of a GenBank genome assembly. Lineage: Eukaryota; Viridiplantae; Streptophyta; Magnoliopsida; Malpighiales; Linaceae.
GACUCCCUACUCUCAUCUUCUCUUCUCUUCCUUCUUCGUCUUCGUCUUCGUCUUCACUGCGUCCCUCUCCUCCUCCUUCUUUUUUCCGUUAAAAAAAUUGGUGCGUUUCCUGGCCAGGCUUCCGCGCGCUCUCUCUCUCUGUAUCCACCUCUGCCUGCUUUCCUGUUUCUUUUUGUUCCUUUCUUCCUCAUCUUCUGAGCUUCUCGGCGGGGCAAUCAGAUGGUGAACUGAAUUCGUGAAGGGAAUGAGCUUAAGGAGUGUGGCUGCUUUUUAAUUGCAUCUUUUCCUAAUUGGUAUCAAGAGGACACGUUUCAGCAAACGGGUCUGUGGUUGAGUGUUUGGAUUAAGGAUAAGGGGUGAUUUUUUUGGGCUGAAUCCUCUGUCAAAGAAUUACAUCUAUGAUUGGGAAAAUGGAGGCCCCCAAAUUUACCGGCCUUAUAGGGGGAAAUAAUCACAAUGAUAACAACUACUAUGAUUUGACGCAAGGGUUUUACCAUAAACUGGGCGAGGGUACGAACAUGUCCAUUGACAGUUUACAAACAAGCAAUGCUGGUGGUUCUGUGUCAAUGUCAGUGGAUAACAGCAGUGUGGGUUCCAAUGAUUCUCUAACCCACAUUUUAAGUCAUCCUGGCUUAAAACCUGUGAGCCACAACUACAGUGGAACAGUUGGCCAUAGUUUGAUUCGUCCAGGAAGGGUUGGCCAUGCACUGAAUGAUGAUGCUUUAGCUCAGGCGCUCAUGGAUCCUAGAUAUCCGACUGAAGGAUUGGCCAAUUACGAUGAAUGGACUAUUGAUCUGAGAAAACUCAACAUGGGUAUGGCAUUUGCUCAAGGUGCUUUUGGUAAGCUAUAUAGAGGGACAUAUAAUGGGGAAGAUGUUGCAAUCAAGAUAUUGGAGAGGCCAGAGAAUAGCCCAGAGAAGGCACAAGUGAUGGAACAGCAGUUUCAGCAAGAAGUCAUGAUGCUUGCAACCUUAAAGCAUCCCAACAUUGUCCGUUUUAUUGGCGGAUGCCGUAAGCCGUUGGUUUGGUGUAUUGUCACGGAGUAUGCCAAGGGUGGUUCGGUACGCCAGUUUCUGACUAGGAGGCAGAAUAGGGCAGUGCCACUGAAGUUGGCAGUUAAGCAGGCCUUGGAUGUUGCUAGGGGGAUGGCCUACGUGCACCAUCUUGGCUUCAUACAUCGUGAUCUUAAGUCAGAUAAUCUUCUCAUUGCAGCUGAUAGGUCUAUAAAAAUUGCUGAUUUUGGCGUUGCGAGGAUUGAGGUGCAGACUGAGGGGAUGACUCCAGAAACUGGAACAUACCGUUGGAUGGCACCGGAGAUGAUCCAGCAUCGUCCGUACACACAAAAGGUGGAUGUGUACAGCUUCGGCAUUGUGCUCUGGGAGCUGAUAACUGGAAUGCUUCCAUUCCAGAACAUGACAGCAGUGCAGGCAGCAUUUGCUGUGGUGAACAAAGGAGUGAGGCCUGUCAUACCAAACGACUGUCUGCCUGUGCUGAGUGAGAUCAUGACCCACUGCUGGGAUACAAACCCUGAGGUUCGUCCUCCAUUUGCCGACAUUGUCAGGAUGCUUGAAGAUGCAGAAACCGAGAUCAUGACCACAGUCCGCAAGGCGCGCUUCAGAUGUUGCAUGACCCAGCCCAUGACAAUUGACUGAACCCAGCAGGGUAUAAGACAGAUGGUAAAAAAGGAAGAAAAUGAGGGCACAACUGAAAAAGUGGGAGAGAAUCCAAAAAUGAAAAAAACAGAAAAGGAAAGGAAAGGAAGCAUAAAAAAGUGAAGCAGUAUGGAACUAUUUGAUGAAUGUGUAUGUAUCAGGUUUUUUCUUUUCUUUUGGGUUUAUUUCAGAUAGGGUGGGGGAGGAAGUUAACAAGCAUUUUAGACUGGGUAGGGUGGGUGCUUGCUUUUGGUGGUUCUGCUGAGAGAAUAGUAAGCAUGUGAUUGAUGGUGAUCAGAUCAUGGUGCCAUUGGGGGGCUUUGCUAGUUUGUUAGUAAUUUGUGGAAAACUAUAUGAUGCUUCUUUCCCUCGCUUCUAAAUAUUUGUAAUUGCGCCUUUGAAAACUCAGAAGACUCUUUGUCCUUUCUCUUUUGUUUCCAUUUUAACUCUUGCUUGUCGAUUGUUCUCUGUUUCCUCUACAUUUCAUAAAGACAAGUUUUAAGCUUUCACGUGAAACCUGAUGUUGACCCAAACACAGAAAAGCAUAUUCUGCAGCAUUCUCAUUACUUUUUCUCUUUGAAAAAUAUCAGCUCUUUUACGAAUGCAUUUGGUUUCCAGACUACAGUUUCGCACAACGUGUAUUCGGAUUAGGCAGUGAUCAUGGUUCCAAGCCCAUCUUCCGACAUGAUCUCGUGGAGGAGCGAGUGCUGAACUCUGCCGUCGAUGAUGCUCGCCGUGCUCACUCCCUGUUCUAUCGCCCUGACGCAGCAAUUCACCUUGGGGAUCAUCCCUCCGGCGACCUUCUUCUCCGCAAUCAGCUUCUUCACCCCUGCAAUGUCCGUCUCCUUCACCAAGCUGUUCGGAUCAUCGCGGUACUCCAGUAUUCCCGCCACGUCGGUGAGCAGGAUCAGCUUCUCAGCCCCAAGUGCGGCCGCCAGCUCGCCCGCCACCGUGUCGGCAUUGAUGUUGUACGACUGCCCAGCCUCGUCCGCCGCCACCGAGGCGAUCACCGGGAUAUGACCGUUGUUGAUGAGCGGGUGGAGCAUUGUCGGGUCGACCCGGUCCACGUCGCCCACGAAGCCCAAUUGGGCCGAGUUAGGGUUGGGCCGUGCCAUGAGGAGCCGCCCGUCCAUGCCAGAGAGUCCGACGGCGGUGCCGCCGGCUUUGUUCAUGAGGUUGACCAGAUCCUUGUUGACCUUCCCGACCAGAACCAUGGAGACGAUCUCCAUCGUCUCGGCGUCGGUGACGCGGAGCCCAUCGUGGAAGAGGGGCUCGAUGUUGAGCUGCUUGAGCCAGCGGUUGAUCUCGGGCCCGCCGCCGUGGACGAGGACGGGGCGGAGGCCGACGCAGGAGAGGAGGACGAGAUCGCUGACGACGGAAGCCUGCAGCUUCGGGUCUUUCAUGGCGGCGCCGCCGUACUUGACGACGAUUGUUUUGCCCCUGAAUCGCUGGAUGAAGGGGAGGGAUUCGGAGAGGAUCUCGACCCUGAACUGUUCGGGGGACUUAGCCUGCGAUGCGCCGUCGGAAGGGGAGGGAAAUGCGGCAGCGGAAGCUCUGAUGGUUAGUGAAGGCAGGCGCUUGGCCGAGGAAUGUGGUGUGUAAUUGAGUUUCGGGGAGUUGAGGAUUGAAGGAGUUAGGGAUUUGGCGACGGAAGAAAGAGGAGGUUUGAAGAAGGUUUUGGUAGCGGCCGCCAUUGGGGGUUUUGGUUGGUGAGUUGCUGCAAGGAGAUGAAACCGAGAGACUUGCUGAGCCUGAGUAGACGAGAAGUUCUCUAAUGUUAUAAA